AUGGAUGACAAUAAGUUAACUCAUGAAAUGAAAAGACACGCUGUUAUCGUCGCUAUACACGCAAAUCACAGCGAUCUUGAAAUCUCCGAAUUUUUGAAUCUCGCCCGAUCGUUUGUUCACAAAGUUCGUCGAGAGUUAGAAGUAUCUAAUGACAAUGUUCAAAAUGUUGCCAAGCGCAAAACACAUAAAGCACGUUCAGACACAGUUAGAACAUCACAGUUUGUGCAGCAAGUCCAGGGCAUUAUUGAUGAAGACCCUUCAAAGUCCAUAAGGGCCAUAUCGAGAGAUCUUCAGGUUUCUGAGUGCACAAUCCGUCGCAUUGUCCACGAAGACAUCCGGUGGCUAUGUGCUGAUCCUUCAGAAGUUCCUCAUGUUAUGCACACAAAGUAUCCGGCAACUGUCAUGGUUUUGGGGGUGGUGAGCAAUGAAGGACACGUCAUGCCACCGCACUUCUUUCCUCAAGGACUUCGAGUGAAUGCUGCUGACUACAUUGCGGUUUUGGAAGGAGUUGUGAAACCCUGGAUAGAUAGCGUGCGUGGUGAAAGACCAUAUGUAUUCCAACAGGACUCUGCUCCUUCACAUAAAGCCACGACGACGCAAGAUUGGAUGUCCGAGAAUUUGCAUGAUCACAUAACCCCAAACAUGUGGCCACCUAGCUCCCCUGAUCUUAAUCCUUUAGAUUACUAUGUAUGGGGCGUUGUAAAACGGGAGACCAAUAAACAUCCCCACAACACGCUUGAUUCCCUCAGAGCAACUAUUGCCAGAAGCUACAUCUUCAUGCCAGACAACAAAUAA
Trachymyrmex cornetzi is the source of this 795-nucleotide messenger RNA. RefSeq lists its product as uncharacterized. The coding region runs from base 1 to 795 and encodes 264 amino acids. The transcript has 3 exons. The record is from RefSeq and is a predicted model, not a curated record. Lineage: Eukaryota; Metazoa; Arthropoda; Insecta; Hymenoptera; Formicidae. Gene Ontology annotation, molecular function: nucleic acid binding.